Brassica napus (rape) is the source of this 1960-nucleotide messenger RNA. RefSeq lists its product as uncharacterized. Lineage: Eukaryota; Viridiplantae; Streptophyta; Magnoliopsida; Brassicales; Brassicaceae. The coding region runs from base 164 to 1822 and encodes 552 amino acids. The record is from RefSeq and is a predicted model, not a curated record. The transcript is spliced from 2 exons.
AAUAUGCUUUACACUUAUUCUCUUUGGCAUUUAACUUCUCUUGCUUAUUUUAUAGUAUAUUCUUGACGAGUUUUUAAAAACAUCAAGAUACUAAAAAUAUAUACAACCCAUGACUUCAAGUUUCUACUGUUAGACCAUUUCAAAUCAAUCUCCCCAUCUCAAAAUGGGAAACUGUCUUUCAAUCACGGAUCCUUCUCCCGAAGCUGUAUCAGAGAAGAUUCUCAAAGCACUUCCCGUGGAAACUCCUUUCAAGUUUCCCUCACCACUGCCUACUUUGCCUCAAGGUAACGGGUUUGCGAAACAAACCAUUGACUUGGGAGGUCUUGAGGUUAGCCAAGUUUCGACAUUCAACAAGGUCUGGUCCACUUAUGAAGGUGGACCAGACAACCUCGGAGCAACCUUCUUUGAACCAUCAUCGGUCCCUUCCGGUUUCUCCAUCCUCGGUUACUACGCUCAACCAAACAACCAUCAACUAUUUGGAUGGGUACUCACAGCUAGGGAUCUCUCAAGCGACACCUUGAAAUCGCCUCUAGAUUACACCCUCGUAGCAAACACCGAGUCACUCAAGACCAAACAAGACGGACCUGGAUACAUCUGGCAGCCCGUGCCGCCUGAUGGAUACCAAGCCGUUGGUUUAUUAGUCACAACCACCUCUCAAAAGCCUCCUCUAGACAAACUACGUUGUGUUAGGUCAGACUUAACCGAACAGUGUGAAGCUGACACAUGGAUAUGGGGAACAAACGGAGUCAACGUCUCAAACCUAAGACCGAACAUUAGAGGGACACAAGCUACAGGAGUCUGUGUCGGAACAUUCACAUGGCAACCUCAAAACUCAUCUCCUCCAUCUUUAGCUUGCUUGAAGAACACGAAACUAAACUUCUCCACCAUGCCAAACGGGUCCCAAAUCGGUGUCUUGUUCAACACGUAUUCUCCAUUGAUCCAUCUCCACCCAGACGAAGAAUACCUACCUUCUUCUGUCAACUGGUACUUCAGCAACGGUGCCUUGCUUUACAAGCAAGGUCAAGAAUCAAACCCUAACCCUAUCGAAUCCAACGGAGCAAACCUUCCACAAGGCGGAUCUAACGACGGUUCAUACUGGCUAGACCUGCCUAGAGACAAGAAGGCCAAAGAGAGAGUUAAGAAAGGUGACUUGCGGAACACGAAAGCGUAUCUCCACAUCAAACCAAUGCUCGGAGCAACGUUCACCGACAUAGCCAUCUGGCUAUUCUACCCUUUCAAUGGUCCCGCACGUGCUAAAGUCAAGUUCAUCAACCUACCGUUAGGGAGGAUCGGCGAACACAUUGGUGAUUGGGAACACGUGACGUUACGUAUAAGCAACUUCACCGGAGAGCUAUGGAGAGUGUUCUUGUCUCAGCACAGCGGAGGAGUUUGGCUCGACGCUUGUGACCUAGAGUUCCAAGGAGGAGGAAGCAACAAGCCUGUGGCGUACGCGUCGCUUCACGGACACGCAAUGUAUGCUAAACCUGGACUUGUGUUGCAAGGAGACGGUGAUGUUGGGAUAAGGAACGAUACGGCGAAGAGUAAGAAGGUGGUUGAUACGGGGUUAGGGUACGAGGUGGUUGCGGCGGAGUAUGAAGGCGGAGGAGUGGUGGAGCCGCCGUGGCUGAAUUAUUACAGGAAGUGGGGACCUAAGAUUGAUUAUAGCGUUGAUGAUGAUGUUAAGAGGGUGGCGAGGCUGUUGCCUGGAGCUUUGAAGAAGGCUUUUGACAACUUUGCGAAGAAGAUUCCUGAUGAAGUGUAUGGUGAAGAUGGGCCUACUGGGCCUAAACUCAAGGGAAACUGGGCUGGUGAUGAAAAAUGAUGAUUUUAUUAUUUAGUUUUCAUGGAAGUUGUUUGGUUUGAUUCUUUGUAAUAUACUGUAUAUCACAUUCUUUGUAUGUUCUAUGUAAAAAGGUUAUGCUAACACUCUAUUUGAUUUAUCUAUUUGUUUUAUGUUACA